Messenger RNA from Argentina anserina (silverweed cinquefoil), 1369 nucleotides. Its product is annotated as mitochondrial uncoupling protein 2. The transcript has 9 exons. The record is from RefSeq and is a predicted model, not a curated record. Gene Ontology annotation, molecular function: oxidative phosphorylation uncoupler activity. Gene Ontology annotation, biological process: mitochondrial transmembrane transport. NCBI's taxonomy places the organism in Eukaryota, Viridiplantae, Streptophyta, Magnoliopsida, Rosales, Rosaceae. Bases 189 to 1091 code for a protein of 300 amino acids.
UAGGGAAAAACAGAGCGACAGAGAAUACCAAAAGCCAUGAAUGGAGGAGCCUAAACAACAAGUACCUUUCUUUCAUAACUACUCAUCACUACCAUCUUUAUAACCCUUCACGCCAAUCCCUCUCUUCUACUCAACCCCCACACCCACAUUUCUCCCCAGAUUCUGAGCUUUCGUUUUGCUUAUUCCUAAUGGCGGAUCUCAGCCCCAGGUCUGAGAUCUCAUUCUUGCAGACCUUCCUCUGCAGUGCUUUCGCUGCUUGUUUCGCUGAGUUCUGUACCAUCCCCUUGGACACUGCUAAAGUUAGGCUCCAGCUUCAAAAGAAAGCAAGUGUAGGGGAUGCUGCUGGUGCGCCUAAAUAUAAGGGUUUGUUGGGUACUAUGGCUACUAUUGCUAGGGAAGAAGGUUUAGCAGCACUUUGGAAUGGUAUAAUUCCAGGAUUACAACGACAAUGCAUCUAUGGAGGCUUGAGAAUUGGGUUAUAUGAUCCCGUCAAACUUUUCCUUGUUGGCAGUGCUUUUGUUGGAGAAAUUCCGAUUUACCAUAAAGUGCUUGCUGCCCUAUUGACUGGUGCGCUAGGUAUCCUGGUGGCUAAUCCAAUGGACCUUGUGAAAGUUCGACUACAAGCUGAAGGAAAAUUGCCAGCCGGAGUUCCUAAACGUUACUCUGGAGCUAAAGAUGCUUAUUUGACUAUAGUGAGACAGGAAGGUUUGGGAGCUCUGUGGACUGGGCUGGGACCAAAUGUAGCACGAAAUGCUAUCAUAAAUGCUGCUGAGCUAGCUAGUUAUGAUCAAGUGAAGGAGACAGUUUUGAAAAUUCCAGGGUUCACUGACAAUAUUUUCACUCAUCUCCUAGCUGGUCUUGGUGCUGGUUUCUUUGCAGUUUCUAUUGGCUCUCCUGUUGAUGUGGUGAAAUCUAGAAUGAUGGGAGAUCUAACUUACAAGAACACCUUUGAUUGCUUCGUCAAAACUUUGAAGUAUGAGGGGUUUUUAGCCUUUUAUAAGGGGUUUCUUCCAAACUUUGGACGACUAGGAUCUUGGAAUGUGCUUAUGUUUCUAAUGCUAGAGCAGGCGAAAAAUGUUUUCAGGGUAUAAAUCUGCUUUCCGAAUUGUGACUUUCCACGUACAAGCAUGAUUGCACAGCUUCUACUUGGGAAUCACCUUUAUUGUUAAUGAUUCAUUCUUCUGUUUCAUUUCUCUAUAAUGUACUAUACUGUACUGCCUAUAUAUUUGUAUCAUUGGAUAGAUACUUAUUAUUUAGAAGGCAUGUCAUAGCGUGUAGCCGUGUACCCUCUAGGGGGAAGCAAUUUUAUCCCACUGUACUGAACAUACAGUUACAAAAUAUUUAUCAAUAUCAUUUUCAUAUCCGAGUA